AUGAAGGGUGAGUCCAAAGAUCCAGCUUUCAAGCUCUUUGGUAGAAAGAUUCCGGUACCUGAUACUCAGUUUCCGGCCGAACCACUAGCCAAGGGCAGCUGCAGUGAGAUAACAAAAGUAGAAAUUCAGGUUCCUGGUGAAGACAACUCAGAAGAACCUGAAACACACUCUGCUUCAAGGCAAGGUAAGGAAGAGAGCCAAGCUGCAACACGAGUGAAUGAGGCACAAGUAAUUGCUAAGCCUAAUGAAGGUCCGCUAGAGACUAAUGGCACAGACCAAGAGAAAGUCUUCAAGAAACCAGAUAAAAUUCUCCUGUGUCCACGAUGCAACAGUUUAGACACAAAAUUCUGUUACUUUAAUAACUACAACGUUAACCAACCGAGGCAUUUCUGCAAGAAUUGCCAAAGAUAUUGGACAGCUGGAGGAACAAUGAGAAAUGUCCCUAUUGGUGCUGGCCGGCGGAAGAAUAAGCACUUAGCUACUCAAUAUCGUCAGUUGUUAGUAUCUUCUGAUGGGAUGCCUAUUGCCAGUAUGGAAAAUUCAGACUCAAUUAGUCACCAACUUCCAUCAUCUGUUGAUUCUGCAACCACCUUAAGUCCCUCAGCGGCAAAUGGAAUGGUUCUAAAGUUUGGUCCUGAAGCACCUCUUUGUGAUUCCAUGGAGACUCUGCUUAAUCUUGGAGACCAAAAAAGAUAUGUUGAGAUUAGUUCUGUCAAUUGUCAAGAUAACGUAGAGGAGCCAUCCUCUUGUGGAUCCUCUCAGACUGCUUCCAAUGCUCGGGCAAACGAAUUGCCUGAAAAUAUUAUGCAGAAGGAGCAAGUUGAUUUGCCAGCAUCUUCUAACGACCUCAGUGCACCAAAUUCUCUGCAUUGUUAUUCUGUUCCUUCAUGGGUUUUACCUUGGAAUCCAGCUUGGAAUAAUGCUGCUUCCAUGGCUGCAGCUCAGUACUCCUCUGGCCAGGCUUGCAUAACAAAUAUUCCCAAUCAAGUUCAAUUGUGCCCCACGCAAAUGUUGGCAGUUCCCAGCAUUUGUCCGCCCAACAUUCCUUUACAAUUUGUACCUGCUUCUUAUUGGGGUUGCAUGCCCACAUGGGCUGCUCGAACAGGAAAUGUAUCAUUGAGUGGAUCGAAUGGCUGCCUUUCUCCAUCGUCCUCCACUAGCACCAGUUGCUCAGGAAAUGGCUCACCAACCCUAGGCAAGCAUUCUAGAGAUUCAAAAUUUAUGGAUGAAAACAGAGCAGAAAAAUGUAUAUUGGUUCCAAAAACACUGAGAAUCGAUGACCCAAGUGAGGCUUCAAAGAGUCCUUUAUGGGGAACCUUAGGUCUUACGCCUAACCGGAAGGAUCCCACAUCAAAAGGUACUAUCUUCAAAAAUUUUGAAACCAAAGCUGAAGGCUAUGGCCAUGGAUCUGAUGCCACUCAUGUACUGGAAGCAAACCCAGCAGCUCUUUCUCGCUCUCAUACAUUCCAGGAGAGUGGCUGA
Molecule: messenger RNA, 1482 nt
Organism: Dovyalis caffra
Lineage: Eukaryota; Viridiplantae; Streptophyta; Magnoliopsida; Malpighiales; Salicaceae
Source: the annotation of a GenBank genome assembly